Funneliformis mosseae is the source of this 225-nucleotide messenger RNA. NCBI's taxonomy places the organism in Eukaryota, Fungi, Glomeromycota, Glomeromycetes, Glomerales, Glomeraceae. The record is from the annotation of a GenBank genome assembly.
AUGGAUUUUAAUUUCACAAAUAAUACUAGUAAAGUCAUACCAAUAGAAUAUAUUGAGAUGAGAAACAAGUUUAAGGAACGAUUCCAAGAAAUUCCAAAAUCAAGUUCAAAUCUUAUUCAUGGUUCCACCAUAGAAAUUCGAGAUGCAACAGUAAUCGUAAGUUCAUCUCAUCACGCUUUGUUUUUCUUGUUGCAAGAUAUGAAUGAUCAAUCUGAUUUUCAUUGA